AUGCAAGGUUCAGGGGUAACAGAGAACCGCGCUGUCCAUGGCCUCCUCGUCGCCGCCGUGGUGGUGCAGUGCCUCCUCGCCGCCGGUGGCAGCCCGCCGCCGGACCCAGUCCAGUGUGCAUCGGGGACGACGGAUUGCACGGUGACCAACGCGUACGGCGUGUUCCCGGACCGGUCCACGUGCUGCGCGGCUGCCGCGGCGUACCCGGCGUCGGAGAAGGAGCUCCUCCGCGUGGUCGCCGGCGCCGCGGCGUCCAGGACAAAGAUGAAGGUGGCGACGCGGUACGGUCACAGCGUGCCGAAGCUGGCUUGCCCCGGCGGAGGCGACGGCCAUGGACUCGUCAUCAGCACCAACGCGCUGAACCGCGUCGUCGCCGUGGACGCCAAGAGGAUGGUGAUCACGGUGGAGAGCGGCGUGAUGCUGGCGCAGCUGAUCGACGCGGCGGCGGAGGCUGGCCUUGCGCUGCCACACUCGCCGUACUGGCUGGGCGUCACGGUCGGCGGCCUACUGUCGACGGGCGCGCACGGGAGCUCGGUGUGGGGGAAGGGCUCCGCCGUGCACGAGUACGUCGUCGGCAUGAGGAUCGUCACGCCGGCGCCGGCGAGCGAGGGGUACGCCAAGGUCAGGGUGCUCAACGCCGGCGACCCGGAGCUGGACGCGGCGAAGGUGUCCCUCGGGGUUCUCGGGGUCAUUUCUCAGGUCACUCUAGCGCUUCAACCAAUGUUCAAGCGCUCGGUGGCGUUCCGGCAGCGCGACGACGGCGACCUGGCGGAACGGGUCGCCGCCUUCGCCGGCGAGCACGAGUUCGCCGACGUCCUCUGGUACCCCGCCCACGGCAAGGCCGUGUAUCGGAUCGACGACCGCGUGCCCAACGACACGAUCGGCGACGGCGUCUAUGACUUCAUCGGCUUCCGGUCGACCCCCGCUCUCGCCAUCCAGGCCAACAGGCUCGCCGAGGACGCCCUGGAAGCGACAGGGAAUGCCGCCGGCAAGUGCCUCACGGCGUCGGCGACGAAAACCAUCCUCGCCGCGCGCAACUAUGGCCUGACGAGGCACGGUGGCCUGCUGGCGCCGCUCCCCGGCACGCCGGUGGUCGGAUACCAGAACCGCAUCCAGGCGUCGGGAUCCUGCCUCUCCGGCGCCGACGACGCCCUCCUCACCGCCUGCCCCUGGGACCCGCGCGUCGAGCACGGCACGUUCUACUUCCAGGCCGGCUUCAGCGUGCCGAUGUCCAGGGCGGCGGCCUUCAUCCGCGACGUGCAGCGGCUGCGCGACCUCAACCCCGCCGCGCUCUGCGGCGUCGAGCUCUACGACGGCGUCCUCAUGCGCUACGUCAGGGCGUCGACGGCCUACCUCGGCAAGACGGAGGACAGCGUCGACUUCGACAUGACCUACUACCGGAGCCGCGACCCGGCGGCGCCGCGGCUGGACGGGGACGCGGUGGAGGAGGUCGUGCAGAUGGCGCUCCGCAAGUACGGCGGCCUCCCGCACUGGGGCAAGAACCAGAACGCGGCGUUCGAGGGCGCCGUCGCCAAGUACGGCGGCGCGCGCGUGGCGGCGUUCAUGAGGGUGAAGCGGGCGUACGACCCCGACGGCCUCUUCUCCAGCGGGUGGAGCGACCGGGUGCUCGGCGUCGCCGGCGGCGCCGUGAGCGUGGUGAGGGACGGGUGCGCGCUGGAGGGGCUGUGCGUGUGCUCAAAAGACGCGCACUGCGCGCCGGAGAAGGGCUACCUCUGCCGGCGAGGCAGGGUGUACCGCGACGCCCGGGUGUGCCGGCGUGUCGCCGAUGAUCUCUAG
This is a messenger RNA of Oryza brachyantha (malo sina), 1797 nucleotides long. RefSeq names its product L-gulonolactone oxidase 5-like. NCBI's taxonomy places the organism in Eukaryota, Viridiplantae, Streptophyta, Magnoliopsida, Poales, Poaceae. The transcript is spliced from 2 exons. Bases 1 to 1797 code for a protein of 598 amino acids. Gene Ontology annotation, cellular component: membrane. The record is from RefSeq and is a predicted model, not a curated record. Gene Ontology annotation, molecular function: FAD binding; D-arabinono-1,4-lactone oxidase activity.